ACAACUACUACUCAUCAACUUAUCUGAUCACACUCUUUGAAACUUAUCUGAUCACACUCUUUGAGUGGCUUUUCGACUGCUCUAAUGGCUACAAAGCUCAUUAAGCUCCUCUGCAUCUUCUUCAUCCUCAUUUCUCUCUUCUCCACUCUGGUGGUCUCCGAAUCAUUGGAAUGCGAGGAUGAGUCUAAAGACAAGUGCAACAACAAGCAGAAGGCCUUGCCCCUGAAAGUCAUUGCCAUUUUUUCGAUUUUGAUCACUAGCAUGAUUGGAGUGUCAUUGCCUCUUCUUACACGUUCGAUUCCUGCUCUGAGUCCAGACAGAAGCCUGUUUGUCAUAGUUAAGGCCUUUGCAGCAGGGAUUAUUCUAGGAACAGGGUUCAUGCAUGUUUUGCCUGAUUCAUUCGACAUGUUGAGAUCGAGCUGCCUGUCUGAGGAUCCGUGGCAUAAGUUUCCAUUCAGUGGAUUUCUUGCAAUGCUGUCUGCUAUAGUAACUCUUAUGGUGGACUCACUAGCAACUAGCUUUUAUGUUGGGAAGAAUAGUGCGGGGAUCAAACCUGAAACUCAAAUUGAGGCCGGUGAUCAGGAAAUGGCAGCAACCAGUGGCCACUUUCAUGCACACCAUCACGGCCACCUUCCUCAGCCUAAAGAGGGAGUUGAAAAUUCACAGCUUCUGCGGUAUCGGGUGGUUGCUAUGGUACUGGAGUUAGGAAUAGUGGUACAUUCUGUGGUAAUAGGGCUUUCAUUAGGAGCCUCAAAUAACACAUGCACAAUAAAGCCACUUGUGGCUGCACUCUGCUUCCAUCAAAUGUUUGAAGGAAUGGGCCUUGGUGGUUGCAUCCUUCAGGCCGAAUACAAGCUUGUGAAGAAGAUGGUGAUGGUAUUCUUCUUCUCAAUAACAACUCCUUUAGGAAUAGCCAUAGGACUAGCAAUGUCUACCUCAUACAAAGAAAAUAGCCCGAGUGCACUGAUCACCGUGGGACUACUGAACGCGUCAUCAGCCGGGCUUUUGAUAUACAUGGCACUGGUAGAUUUGCUUGCAGCAGACUUCAUGGGGCCAAAGUUGCAAAGGAGCAUCAAGCUCCAGCUUAAAGCCUAUGUUGCAGUUUUUCUGGGAGCUGGUGGCAUGUCUCUUAUGGCCAAAUGGGCUUAAUUGUCUACAUGAAGUUCAUCAACUUAUGUUUCAACAUUAAGAAUAGUUGAUGUAAUGUUUGCUUUCUGCGUUCCAUCUGUGUUUAUUUCUGCACUCGAAUAUUACUGUGUUUCUUGUUAUGCCAGAAUGUACCAAAUAACAGCUAAUAUAUUGUACAUCACAGAA
This is a messenger RNA of Daucus carota subsp. sativus, 1314 nucleotides long. RefSeq names its product fe(2+) transport protein 1. NCBI's taxonomy places the organism in Eukaryota, Viridiplantae, Streptophyta, Magnoliopsida, Apiales, Apiaceae. The transcript has 3 exons. Gene Ontology annotation, cellular component: plasma membrane. Gene Ontology annotation, molecular function: zinc ion transmembrane transporter activity. Bases 85 to 1149 code for a protein of 354 amino acids. Gene Ontology annotation, biological process: zinc ion transmembrane transport. The record is from RefSeq and is a predicted model, not a curated record.